Suillus bovinus is the source of this 1155-nucleotide messenger RNA. RefSeq lists its product as uncharacterized. The transcript has 3 exons. The record is from RefSeq and is a predicted model, not a curated record. Bases 1 to 1155 code for a protein of 384 amino acids. Lineage: Eukaryota; Fungi; Basidiomycota; Agaricomycetes; Boletales; Suillaceae.
AUGUCGGACUACUCAUCUCGGAAUCCAGAAUCAAAUUAUGGCCGCGAUGACGAUGACAUCAACCACGACCGUAUGGAAAGCCACAACGAAUUCACCCCGACAAAGAAAAAGACUUCCAGCGUCUAUUCAACCCUUCCUACUGGUCACUCGCAAUCGGGAUCACGGACUUCUUUUUCUUCACGAACCCGCGACGCAUUCAAUGAGCACUAUUUCAAAAUGUACCGCAAAGGAUGCUAUUGCAUCCUCACGCUACAAGAUGACACCAAUCUUCUGCGUAUGGCUCACGUCAUUCGACGCAAUAGCCCCCGCGAGAUGGCAAGCGGUAUCGAGGUGCAUCAUUCUUUCGAUCAGAAAUACUGGUUUUUUUUACCGGAUAUUCAUGUGCUGCAAGACGUGCAUGAUUAUGUCAAGACGAUCAUUUCAUGGAGGGAAAGCACGUCAUCUAGCAAGGCUCCUCUAUCAUUUUUAACAAAGUGGAAACUCGAAAAAUUAACUCAAUACACCCUAGUGGCCGUAAUCUAUACACCGCCGAUUUCGAGGAUAGAGCCAGGCCAGUCACCAAUAACUCAUACAUAUCCUUUCCCCGAUUUCCCAACACUUGCAUGUCAUAUUGCGCCUCCUUUUGCCGUCAUAAACGCAGGGCCGAAGUGCAACCGAGAUAAAAUUGGUGAGAUUGUUCAGGGACGCUUCCCGCAACCGACAGAUGAGUCUAAAAAAUUUGAACGGCGACUUACGCUGCUCUGCGAUACUUGGGAUCUUUUUCAGGGCGCCAUGAGCGCCGCUCAGGCGUGGGGGAUACAAUGCAAUAGAGAACAAAGGGCUCGUGAAAGAAAGAGGAAAGAGGCCGACUCAGAUCAAAUACCCAUGCGCAUCACAAGAUCUAAAUCACGCCUAAAUCUCACCGGUACGCCGUCCUUCAACGCUCUCAACCCCCAAGCUCCACGACGACCAACUUCAUACCCACCAGGCCAUCUCAAACGCAAUCUCUCAUCCACAUCAGACAGACUCACUUGUCAGGCGCUCGCACGUCACGGGAAACGACCAAAAAUUGGGACAUGUGGUUAUGAUGGCAGCUGGUCUCGAAGUGCAAUCGCAGAUUGGGCUAAGGAUUCUUCCAGGGCCUCAUCUCUACUAAAUUCUGAUGUCCUUGGAUAA